AAUAAUCCCUUCCGAUAAAAUUUCAAGUAACCGGAGAAGAUCAGCAUGGCUGGAAGAGGAAGAAAUGGUACGAAGGUGAAAGAUCACUCCCGGUCCCACAUGUCAAAAUGAAGAUUUUUUUUCUUUCCAAACAGUCCCAUCCGCUUGUCGUCGGCCAGCCGCCAGCCCGUGUGUGUUCAGUGUUCACUUUCCCCUCCAAACCCACCUGCAACCUACUCACACACGCCCCUCCCCGAUUCCACAACUCUGUAGCUCCGUAUAUAUACAAGAGAAAGCCCUCCAAUUCGAUUCAAUUCCACUCCCCAAACGCACAAUUCCUCACUAGCUAGUCUCCACAACUGCCAAAUCUCAGCAGUAGCACAAACAGCUUCGCUCCGGAGCAGCCAAGAAUUGAGAGAGCUAGCCAAGAAAGCUGGGGAAAAGGGUUCUUCUUGGGAAGAAGAGGAGAAGAGAGGAUCUGGAGGCCACAGGCCCAUGGCAGUGACGGGGACGUCGGUGGCCGCGGCGGCGACGAUGCUGGCGGCGGCGGCGGCCAUCUUCAUCACCUUCGUGCUCUGCUUCUACCUCUUCCUCUGCGCCAAGCGCUACCGCGGCGCGGCCCCCACUAUUGGGGGCGGAAGGGAGGGCGGCGGCAGGGGCCGCACGCGGUUCGUCUUCGCCGGCGCGGGCUGCCACGGCCGCGGGGCCGGCAUGGACGAGGCCGCCAUCGCUGCGCUGCCGAGGAAGGAGGUGGGCCAGGGGGACCCCGUGGCAGACUGCGCCGUCUGCAUCACGGAGCUCGCCGCGGGGGAGGCCGCGCGCGUGCUGCCGCGGUGCGGGCAUGGGUUCCACGUCGAGUGCGUCGACAUGUGGCUCACGUCGCACUCCACCUGUCCGCUCUGCCGGUGCGCGGUGGUCGACGAAGAGGAAGCGCCGAUCGUUCGCCCGCCGGAGGCCGACCCGGAGUCCCCCAACUUCCCCACUAACGUGCUCUUCUUCGGCUCCCAGGACGCGGUCACCGCCCGCGGCGCCGCGGCGCCCCCACCACCACCACCACUUCUGCCACGGCAGCGGCUACCGGUGCCGUCACAGGCACCGCAGCCGGGACCCAUCGCCGGAGUGGCGGCCGUCGUGGAGGCGGCGAGAGUAGCCGCCCUGCGGCGGCUGCUGGGCUGCCGCGGCGCGUCGCCCCCGCCGCCGCCGCAGCAGCAGGCCGACCGGGACCUGGAGUCUGGGCUCGGCGGCGGCGAGAGCAGCGGGUCGCCGCCGGCGAAGCCGCAGUCAGGUUCUUGAAUCUUGACGCUUGUUACGCGUCUUCUCCUUUUGAGCCAUUUGAGGCAUCAGAAGGAAGCAAGUGUACAGAUGGAUCUAUAAUCAACUACAUAAUCUAAAGCCAAAGUUAUGCGUAAUUUUCCCAACUUUGUUUGUUGGUGCCAAUGCAAUCAAAGAUAUGGUUCACAGUUA
Phragmites australis (common reed) is the source of this 1443-nucleotide messenger RNA. RefSeq names its product E3 ubiquitin-protein ligase EL5-like. The record is from RefSeq and is a predicted model, not a curated record. The transcript has a single exon. The coding region runs from base 475 to 1272 and encodes 265 amino acids. NCBI's taxonomy places the organism in Eukaryota, Viridiplantae, Streptophyta, Magnoliopsida, Poales, Poaceae.